Molecule: messenger RNA, 1944 nt
Organism: Miscanthus lutarioriparius
Lineage: Eukaryota; Viridiplantae; Streptophyta; Magnoliopsida; Poales; Poaceae
Source: the annotation of a GenBank genome assembly
AUGGGCCAGUCCCCCGGCGCUCCCCCGGGGCGCAGCCGCAGCCGCAGCCGCAGCCGAAACGGGAGCAGCUCGCGGUGGCCGCACCCGGGGCUCGGGCUCGACCUGGGGUUCCUGCUCGGGCGCAAGCCGCGGCCGGGGGACGAGAGGCCGGACCUGGCGAGCUGGAUGCGGUGCUUCCUGUCGCAGCGUCUGCCGCAGCCCACCGCGACGGCGGACGCGGAGGGUAAGGCCGCCGGGAGACGAGAGGAGGAGGAGGUUGGCGCGGAUGAGGCUGACCACCUCGUCGUCAUGGUGAACGGCCUGUACGGGAGUUCGGCGGAUUGGAAGUUUGCAGCGGAGCAGUUUGUGAAGAGAUUGCCGGGAAAAGUCUUGGUGCAUCGUAGUCAGAGCAAUUAUUCAAAAUUAACAUAUGAUGGAGUUGACUUAAUGGGUGAAAGGCUAGCUGAGGAGGUUCGACAAAUUGUUCAGAGGAGAAGAAACUUGAGGAAAAUAUCUUUUGUUGCUCAUUCGCUUGGUGGUUUAAUAACAAGAUAUGCAAUAGGAAAACUUUACGAACCUGCCAUGGAUGAAACAUCUUCUUGUGACACUGAUAAGACUUCUGAUGAACAAAAUGUACCUGGUGCUGGUAAAAUAGCUGGUUUAGAACCAAUCAAUUUUAUUACAUCUGCUACACCACACUUGGGCUCAAGGUGGAAUAAACAACUUCCCUUUCUUUUUGGUGUCCCACUUUUCGAGAGAACUGCUGCAGGAACAGCACAUUUUAUAGUUGGAAGAACGGGUAAACAUCUAUUCCUUACAGACAGAGAUGAUGGGAAGCCUCCUCUUCUCCUACGAAUGGUUGAAGAUUGUGACAACGGGAAAUUCAUGUCUGCAUUGCGCUCUUUCAGGCGUCGUGUUGCCUAUGCUAAUGUAACAUAUGAUCAUAUAGUUGGUUGGAAAACAUCAUCGAUUCGGCGUCAGCAUGAAUUACCAAAACUCAAGUUAACAGCCAAUAAUGAAAAGUAUCCUCAUGUUAUUAAUGUUGAUAAACGAAAUCUAGAGGAUCAUCAGCAAGAGGGAUCUGUAGAAGAUUCACUGGCAGAUAGUUAUGAAGGUGGGGUGGAGGACGCCGCCGGGUACAAGCAGCCGACGGACCCGCAGAUGAAGAACCUCUUCCUCCCGUUCCGCUGCUUCUGCACGCGCAAAGACAUCCACUGCAAGGACGUGGUGCUGGACGACCACGACGUGGCCAAGUCGAUCGUCCGGUUCGCCGCGCACGCCGCCAUCGAGAAGCUCGUCGUCGGCGCCACCGCCCGGAGCGGCUUCGUCAGGUUCAAGGCGGAAAUCUGCAGCAGCAUCUCAAAGGCCGCGCCGGACUUCUGCACCGUGUACGUCGUCUCCAAGGGCGGCAAGGUGACGUCGAUGCGGCAGGCCGUCCGGCAGGCGCCGGCCGUGUCGCCGCUCCGGACCAUGAUCCAGGGGCCCAAGCCGGAGCUGGUGCACGCGCAGAAAUGGACGCCUCCUCCUCCGUCUUCCGGGACACCAAUGUUUCAAGAAAACCACAUCAUGACGCGGCGAGCGAUCCGACGCGGCCGCACCACGUCUCGCACCCGAGCCAGUCCGCCAUGCCUACACGGAGGUCCAACUACAACUGAUCGAGACGCCAUGGAGCAGCUCGACAGUGAUCACCGGUGCUGGCAGAAGCAGAGCAUGCCAUGGCAAUGCCAAUCGUGCAUUGUCGGCAGUAAAGUUGUAAACUGUGCACAAAAGAGGACAUUCGAUCUGUCUGACGCCGACGGGCAGCCUGCAGGCACAUGGUUUGUCUGUCCUGGAGCGUGCAAAGCACAAAUUGGUGUUGUGCUCCGUGCUCGUGUCGCCGAGGUCAUUGCUGAUCCUGUCCCCAUGGUUUGCCACUCCCCUGCCUCGUCCCCGUCAGUCGCCAGCCUGUCUGAAACUCUGAACUAA